Molecule: messenger RNA, 1599 nt
Organism: Pimephales promelas (fathead minnow)
Lineage: Eukaryota; Metazoa; Chordata; Actinopteri; Cypriniformes; Leuciscidae
Source: RefSeq, a predicted model, not a curated record
UUUCAGCAGACGUACAGAAUCAAGUAGAAGAUGGCUGUCCUGUUGGUAACUUUCCUUGCUGCUCUUCUGUGUCCCUCCGUCCACAGCGGGGACUCUUCAGUGGCAUGGUGCUAUCACAAGCCAACAUGCAACUUUACCACCUGGCCCAAAAUUGCUCCACAUUCCUGCAGUGGAUCCAGGCAAUCCCCCAUUGAUAUCAAGACUAAAAGUGUUCAGGAAAAUCCUAAACUGACCUUAUUCAGCUUCACUGGUUUUGAUGACAACUCCACCUUCAUGUCAAUCAUUAACUCAGGCGACUCUGUGGUGGUCUACGUGGAUGAUGAUAAAAUGAGCGUGCAAGGAGGUGAUCUUCCAGGUCUGUACAACACUAAACAAUUCCAUCUCCACUGGGGAAAAGGCAGCUCCUCGCCUGGAUCUGAACACACUGUGGAUGGGAAACAAUACCCAAUGGAGCUGCACAUUGUGAAUGUCCAUUCAAAAUACAAUGGGAGUUUGGCAGCUGCUCUAGCUGCUGAUGACAGCACAGGAUUGGCUGUUCUUGGUUUCUUAAUUGAGGGAACCAAUGAACAAAACAAAACAAAAAGUUGGGAUAUCCUAACAUCCUUUUUGAAACAGAUCUCUACUUCAGGUCAAACAACAUCGGACAUCAUGAAUAAAAUCACAAUGGACAGUCUGCUUGAAGGGGUGGACAGGAGUAAAUAUUACCGGUACCAAGGCUCUCUUACCACACCCAACUGCAAUGAAGUUGUGAUUUGGACUGUGUUCAAAGAUUCCAUCAAAGUCAGUCAGGACUUGAUCAACCGCUUCAACACAACUACCUUUUUCAAAUCAAGCGUUCCAGUUCUAAUGACCAACAACUUCAGAGGAGUUCAGCCCUUGAAUGGCAGAGUUGUGAUGUCACAGCGCUCCACAGCACCUUUAUCUGCGGCCACAUCCAUUAUAUCUAUCAUCACAGUUCUUCUCUUGUCAUGUUUGUGUUGGCUGUAAAAAUACAGUUGUGUUUUUCUGCAAACCAAUAUGAGUUUAGUUUAAUUGAUUGCUAUUGUACAUCGUGUCAGCUUUAUUGAUCAUGUUUGAUAAUGGUUGAUGUUUUCUGUAAUAUUUUAAGUUUGUCACUUCUUAUCUUUAUGAAACUUGACUGUUUGUACUUCUACCCAUUUUAUUUUUAUGCUGCAUAUAGUGCAGUAAAAGAUCUGUUGUUGACUCUUAAUUUAACAUUGAUAAUGUAUUUAAUAACGUAACCCUAACUGCAUUUUAUUACUGUUCUGCUAUUUUUAAAGGGUUUUUAGAAACAUUAGGCUAUGGGUGUAAACGAUUCGCUAUUUGUAUUUGUUGUAUUUAUUCAUGAUGAGUAGCCUUUUUUUCGAUUAUUCGAUCUUUAUUGAAUCCAUGGAUUAUCCCACUUGUUCCUGGUAAUUUGCCAGGAUUGACAGCUGUUAUUUGCAGGGCAAAAUUUGACUGGAAGGAAAAAAAUGUUAGUUAUUUUAGUCAGUUAGGCUUGUUGUGAGGUUCAAGCAUUUUUUCCACUUUGAAUCAGACACAGACAUAAAGAAGUGCAUAAGAUUACAUUUCUGUGAAUUAAUAAAUUAUAGCAAGUGA